CCCCAGUCCUCCGUUUUCCCUUGAAUAUUCUCCUUGAUCAUUCACGCCUCUGGUUUUCGUUUGACUAUCUACUCCUCUUUUAUCCCUCUUUUGUCCAAUCCUGUUUCCUUUCCAUUGCCCCCUCACCUCCCGCCCCCACCCUCUCCAAAUGCCCUCUCUGUUCCUCAAGGUCUCCCUCGUCCUUGUCGUUUCCCUCGCACUAACAAUCCAGAUCACCCCAGAUGCUCGUGAAAACAUCCUCCCCACACCUAACGUCUCGACCAAAGAGGCCGUCGGGACCGCUGGAGCCAAAAUUAAGCUCCACGCUACCUCUGAACAAGUUUGGCGCGACCUGAUAGAUUUUGGCAAAUAUGGGGAAUGGAGUAAGAGAGUGCCGAGUGUUGAUUUCGGAGAGGAUAAGGGGAAGUUGAAGGAGGGGAUGGUGGGAGUGAUGACAGUCGUCCCCCCAAACGCGUCCCCAAACACCUUCCCCGUCGAAAUCAUCAGCAUUUCACAGUCCACUCACACGCUUGUAUGGAAGAGCCUAACGGGGCUCCCAGACUGGGUAAUUCUCUCAGAGCGCGUUCAAGAGGUUGUGGAUUUGCCGGGCCAGCCUGGGUGGAGUCAAUAUCGCACUUGGGAUACUUGGAAAGGGCCGUUUGCGUAUGUUAUGCAGUGGGUGUUUAAGAAGGGGAUAGAGGAGAAUUUAGAGGGUUAGUUGAAGGAGGAGGUAAAAGUGCAUGUGGAGAGGCAAAGGCGAGAGGGGAGGUAGGAUGGAGUUGGAAGGGAAGAGAGAGAGAGGGGAGGGAAGGAGGAAUCUUGAAAUCACAAAGGAAUUAUGGCAGUUAUCGUUGGCUAAGUGGCUUGAAG
This is a messenger RNA of Lindgomyces ingoldianus, 849 nucleotides long. RefSeq lists its product as uncharacterized. The transcript has 2 exons. NCBI's taxonomy places the organism in Eukaryota, Fungi, Ascomycota, Dothideomycetes, Pleosporales, Lindgomycetaceae. The record is from RefSeq and is a predicted model, not a curated record. Bases 149 to 697 code for a protein of 182 amino acids.